AUGGCUACUGACCCAGCAUCGUUGAUUUCGGUCGGGUCUCUGAGUGCAAUAUUCGACGAAUCAAAAACAACAGAAAGCGAACCCAUUGUUCAAUGUGUCCAGAUCAAACCGCUAGCUCCUCAGCCCAACGGUCAAGAGCGGUACCGAGCGGUUUUCAGCGACAUCUCUAAUUAUGUACAAACUAUGAUUGCUACCCAAGCGAAUCACCUCGUCAAAGAUGGAAUUUUGAGAAAAGGUUGCCUCGUACGACUAAAGUCCUUUCAGUCAAAUGCUAUCAAAGGCAAGAAAAUACUUAUCAUACUCGAUCUCGAAGUCCUUCAACAUCUCGGCGAAUACGAGAAAAUUGGGGACCCCAAACCGCUGGAAACCAAAGUCGAAGAUGAGGAGAAAACCACACCAACGAUGAUAUCUGGAAACGGAGUGUACAGUACGAAAGCACCAACCGGACAUGGUACUCACAACCUACGCCAGACAUCGUCUUCUGGCCACGCAACCAUUUAUCCCAUUGAGGCUAUAUCCCCCUAUUCUCACAAGUGGACGAUAAAGGCACGCUGCACAAGCAAGUCGGCUAUCAAGACGUGGCAUCGCAGUAACUCAGAAGGCAAACUCUUCAGUGUGAAUCUAUUGGACGAUAGUGGCGAGAUCAAGGCGACUGGGUUCAAUGAUCAGUGUGACUUGCUUUAUGAUAUUUUCCAAGAGGGCUCAGUUUACUAUAUUUCAAGUCCAUGUCGAGUGCAGAUCGCUAAAAAGCAAUUUUCGAAUCUUAACAAUGACUACGAGCUCACUUUUGAGAAGGACACUAUUGUUGAAAAGGCUGAAGAUCAGGACAGUGUUCCUCAAGUCCGAUUCAACUUUACUACCAUUGGUGACCUUCAAUCAGUCGAGAAAGACACAACAAUUGAUGUUAUUGGUGUUCUGAAGGAAGUCGGACAGACCUCGCAGAUUACAUCUAAAACGACGAACAAGCCUUACGACAAACGGGAUCUAACUCUUGUCGACAAUACCGGAUUUUCCGUCCGCCUGACAGUCUGGGGUAAUUUAGCCACAAAUUUCAAUACCUUGCCUGAAUCAGUAGUCGCAUUCAAGGGCGUGAAGGUGUCUGACUUUGGGGGCAGAAGCCUGAGUUUGCUCAGCUCUGGCACCUUCACCGUUGAUCCGGACAUCGAAGAGGCUCACAGGCUCAAGGGCUGGUACGAUGCACAAGGAAGGUCUGACACUUUUGCAUCCCAUGCUUCAAUGUCAGAUGGGGUCACUUCUGGCGGCGGGAAGCUGGACCAGUACAAGACGAUCGCUCAGAUUCGUGAAGAGCAGUUGGGAAUGUCAGAAGCCGCCGACUUUUUCUCUUUGAAAGCAACUAUCAUUUACAUCAAACAAGACAACGUGAGCUAUCCGGCAUGCCCUUCACAGGAUUGUAACAAGAAAGUUAGCGAACUAGAUCCUGGUCAAUGGCGUUGUGAACGAUGCGACAAGACAUAUCCUAAACCGGAGUAUCGUUACAUCAUGCUUAUCAAUGUUAGCGAUCACACUGGUCAACUGUGGCUGAACUGUUUCGACGAAGUUGGAAGACUUAUAAUGGGCACAACGGCAGAUGAUUUGGUAAACAUGGAAGCUGAAAACAAGUAUGAGUCCAGCGAGCUGUUCCAGGAGGCCAAUUGUCAGACAUGGAACUUCCGCUGCAAAGCAAAGAUGGAUCACUAUGGCGAACAGCAGAGAAUUCGAUACCAGAUAUCCUCGGCCAGGCCAGUCAAUUAUUCCGAUGAAGCUACACGAUUGGCGAAUCUCAUCCAGUCAUAUAGUUUUGCAUGA
Talaromyces marneffei is the source of this 1806-nucleotide messenger RNA. RefSeq lists its product as uncharacterized. The coding region runs from base 1 to 1806 and encodes 601 amino acids. The record is from RefSeq and is a predicted model, not a curated record. Lineage: Eukaryota; Fungi; Ascomycota; Eurotiomycetes; Eurotiales; Trichocomaceae. Gene Ontology annotation, biological process: double-strand break repair via homologous recombination; meiotic cell cycle; DNA replication. Gene Ontology annotation, molecular function: single-stranded telomeric DNA binding; damaged DNA binding. Gene Ontology annotation, cellular component: nucleus; DNA replication factor A complex. The transcript is spliced from 6 exons.